AUGCCGAAACGCAUCAUCAUCGACACCGACCCGGGAGUCGACGACAUCCUCGCGCUACUGCUAGCCUUCUCUUCCUCCGCAGAGGAGCUACAGGUGCUGCUCGUCUCGCUGACGUUCGGCAACAUCGAAAUCAGAAAGGAAGUAGAGAGCCAUUAUACAUGUCUACGCAACGCGGUGUCUGUGUUCCACGUGGUUGAAAAGGAGCUUGCGUGGCGCCGCGAGCGAGGACUCGCGCCCGGCUUCGAGGCGCUGCGGGCAUGCAAGCCUAUCGUCGCGUGUGGUGCGGACAGGGCGCUGGACAGCGAGCCGGUGGACGCAGGGUACUUCCACGGCUUUGACGGACUAGGCAACGUCCACACCAAGAUACAUGCUGACGAGCAGUGCCCGCACCUGUCGGCGGAAGAGUCCUACGAGGCGCUGUUUGCCCCAGGCUCCGCGGACGGAACGGCGGCAAGCGUGCGGGAGCUGGAGGCGGCGGGCGAGCAGGGAGGGGACAGGCUGUACACGCCGUCCCGCGAGCUGGCGCACCGGGAGAUGCUGCGCCUGCUGCGCGAGAACGACGCAGGGACCAUCACGAUCGUGGCCGUGGGGCCGCUGACCAACCUCGCGCUGGCCGCGGCGGAGGACCUGGACGCCUUCCUGCGGGCCAAGGAGGUGGUCAUCAUGGGCGGCGCCAUCGACGAGCCAGGCAACGUGCGUAACGCCGUUUGCGGAGUUCAACGUGUUUGCCGACCCGGUGGCCGCCGCACGGGUGCUUGCGCUGACGUCGAGCCGGCCGCGACUGAGCUCGGCGGCCUCGCCGACGCUGCCGUGCCCGCCCGGACGCCUGGACCGGCCGCUGACGCUGAAGAUGGCGCCGCUGGACCUGACGCACAGGCACAACUUCACGCCCUCUGCGUUCCGCGCGGCGAUACAGCCACGGCUAUCCGCCGGCUCGCCGGUGGCGGAGCUGGUGUCGACGGUGGUGGAGCACACGUUCGACACGAUCCGGGCGCUGCGUCUGGCGCGGCAGGGGAGGGAGGCGGUGGAGGGGGAGGAGGAGAUGAGCCUGCACGACCCGGUGUGCGUGUGGUACGUGCUGACGGGCGGGGGGUGGCGGUGGAGCGAGCGCGACGUCAGGGUCGAGACGCGGGGGCAGUGGACGCGGGGGAUGACGGUGGUGGACAGGCGGGUCAGGGCGGAGAUGGACACGGCGGAAGCAGAAGAAGCGGAGGCCCGGGAGGACGACCGCGGCUGGUGGAGGGUCGGGGCAAACCGGGUGGGCGUGCUGGAAGAGGGACCCGGCUUACUAAGCGAGGAUCUCCUGGCGCGGUUAGAGAAGUAGUGGUAGAGCGGUGGUGCAGCAGCUGA
This is a messenger RNA of Microsporum canis CBS 113480, 1350 nucleotides long. Its product is annotated as inosine-uridine preferring nucleoside hydrolase. The transcript has 5 exons. Gene Ontology annotation, molecular function: purine nucleosidase activity. The record is from RefSeq and is a predicted model, not a curated record. Gene Ontology annotation, cellular component: cytosol. Bases 1 to 1350 code for a protein of 449 amino acids. Lineage: Eukaryota; Fungi; Ascomycota; Eurotiomycetes; Onygenales; Arthrodermataceae. Gene Ontology annotation, biological process: purine nucleoside catabolic process.